Molecule: messenger RNA, 550 nt
Organism: Corticium candelabrum
Lineage: Eukaryota; Metazoa; Porifera; Homoscleromorpha; Homosclerophorida; Plakinidae
Product: CDGSH iron-sulfur domain-containing protein 3, mitochondrial-like
Exons: 3
Coding region: 99-461 (120 amino acids)
Cellular component (GO): mitochondrion
Molecular function (GO): 2 iron, 2 sulfur cluster binding
Source: RefSeq, a predicted model, not a curated record
UCCCCGGAUAUAGGCCGGUUAGUCUGUCCUAGGAUAAACUGGCCUCUGUUUGGACAGAGUAUCCGAGUGGGGAGUGCGUGUUGUAGAUCAAACGUAGUAUGGAAAAGCUUUUUGGGAGUGCGCUGUAUCCUGCAGUUGCCACGUAUGGACCAUGCAAUGAACAAAACCUCAGUCCUAGAGAUGUGAAACUUUGGUGUAGGUGUGGACUAAGUAAGAAACAACCAUGGUGCGAUGGUUCUCACUCUGGAACAGGAUUUUUGCCCCUGAAGUGGGUGGUGCCAGAAAGACCGCAAACUGUAUAUCAGUUGUGUGCAUGCAAAUACACCAGCUGCGCUCCUUACUGUGAUGCGACACAUGUUAACUUGCCUGUUGAUGUUCUCAAAAGACAAAGACAAUGCCAAGGAAUGCAUAUAGAGACUGUGAAGUUGUGUACUGGUUGUGGUUGGGUUCCGGACUUUUGAUUAAUUGCAGAGUUGCAGAAGUACUCUGUAACAGUAUAUACAGUCUACAGUAAGAUGCAUUAAUAUAUAUUCAUCUUUCUAUCACACCA